GUCUCCGACGAGGAGAAGGUAGACAAUGAUGAGGAACUUCCGGAGCGCGCAGACGAAGCCGCAGAUGGUCCUGAGGAUGGCAACCAGGAGAAGCGGUACACUAAGGAACCGCUGGCUAGAGAGUUCAUGGUGAGAUUGCUGAGGGCAAACUUUGAGCUGGACAAUCAGGAGGAGUACCAAGCACGCCGGCUUGCCCUCAGGAAUAGUGGGCCAUUGAGCCACUACCGAGCGUCGGCUGCAGCUCUUUAUCUCAUGGCUGACUGUCACAAUGAGUUCAAGCACUGCAGUAUGGCGUGGGCAGGAGUCCUCCUGUCUCGCGGCAGCGUUUUCUUCCACCGCAAGGAGCGUGAGCAUUUCCUGUCGCUUGGGUUCAAGCAGUGGUGCUGUAUCGGGGCACGGUUGACUUGCGUCAAGGUCGGCAACAAG
Messenger RNA from Effrenium voratum, 426 nucleotides. Lineage: Eukaryota; Dinophyceae; Suessiales; Symbiodiniaceae. The record is from the annotation of a GenBank genome assembly.